Messenger RNA from Periconia digitata, 3100 nucleotides. The record is from the annotation of a GenBank genome assembly. NCBI's taxonomy places the organism in Eukaryota, Fungi, Ascomycota, Dothideomycetes, Pleosporales, Periconiaceae.
UUGACCCUAUACACCACGAUAUAUGAAUAUAUAAAGCGACAAAGGUACGAAAAACGGGCGAUUGACAGAAAGGGAUGUGAUUUUACACAGACUUGACUGAAAAUGGAACUGAAGCAUUCAUCAGCAUAGUGUAGGAUUGCGCCCAGUUGUGCCUCGCGAAAGGAGUUGCGCAGGGCGAGUCGGGCGUUUUUUUCCUCGCUAAAAGAGCUGGAUGUAGAAAUCGGGACUGCCAGUGUCUCCGAUGGUACCAAAAGCAGUGAGCUGAGGCUAAAUUAGACAUAUCUUUAGAUAUAAGCUACAAGCCCUAGCAACAAUGAAAAAUAAAGGGCUGGAUACUCCCCUGGCCAAUGAUGACAGUCCGGGGAUCGGCGUCGGACUGGAAAUCCGAGGUUUUGAAAUCGUCAACAAUGACCCCAAAGCUAAAAGCCCACCUGACAAAGACAAAGCUUUAACCGCAGUAAAAGGCGCCGGACUCGUGGUACCGGAUCAAAAAACGUGUGGAACGAACUGGGCCUUGACGGCCGAGCGUGUUGGCGAUGACAUCGAGACCCUGACCUUCCAGUGGGUCAUUGAUGGAAAGCGCACAAAGCUGAAGGAUGGCGGGGACACCCAAGAUGCAGACAGUUUAGUUUUACCUGAAAUCUGGAAAGAGAUCCAAAAAUCACUUGAGGACUGGGCGCCGAAUGAAAACACUCAAGUCGAGAUCAAAGGCGCCGAAGAGUAUGGCAAAUGGACAACCUCAAAACCCAAGGUGUUCAACACGCUUCUCUUGAACCCCGGUGUCCAGAUUACAGCUCCCCUGCCCUUAUCGGGAAUCCAGGAUCUGAUCUCCACUGCAAAGAAAGGAGGCAAAAGCGCAUUAUUGCCAACAACCAUAAGCAAGCUUGACAGGUUUGUCCUGAUCGAGAAGAAAGAUCUGAAGGAUUGGUACAAGCCGAAACGGAUUGACGACGAUUUGCUGGGGUUCUACUCGUUGCUCCUGUCAUACGUUAAAGUAGCGAGCGAGGCGAGCGCUGCUGACAUUGGGGGCCCCAAACAAGCGCUUCCGAUCAUGCCGAAAACGUCUUUCGUCACAAUGUACAAGAUUUGGGCAGACAGGAUGGAAAAGAAUAAACAAUCGAAGAGGAAGAGAGGCAAGGAAAAUACUCGUCUCUACACGAUUGUGAAAGCUCUGGCCGAAAAGAAGAACAUUCAAAAUUUCGACCGCGCCACUUUUCAUUGGCCUAAGGACGCGAAGUCAAUACAGUACAACGCAGUACAACCGGGUGGCGAUUGCGAGCCUCCGAGCAACAGGAUGACGCUUAACGUCGCAGAAGUCAAUGUAGACUGGCCGACUAAACAGAAUGAUCUCGCAGCGAAAACACUUUCCGUGAAUACUUGGAUCAACUAUCUCGACGAUGAAACGCGCCCCAACGACCUCUUUGCCACGAUGGACAAAGCAGUUUACGACGGACAGAUUGGAGCGCUCGGAACCAGAUCGGAGCGAAAUUUUUAUCUGGAAAAGGAGCUACAUCCGCUUUUUACGUUCCGAAAUCUUGCAGGAGAGAGUUACGCAAGAUGUAUCGGUCUCUCAAGCUCAAGAAAAAACGUACAAAUAAAUCAUGCCGCAAGCCUGCAGACGACGAGCAAUGCACUGGAAAGCAAGCCAAGGACGAGUCAGGCAAAUGCAAAGACUGCCCUAAAGGCACCGAGUCUGACACCAACAAUGAGACAUGCGAGCGCGUCUCAUCUAAAAAAAAAUAAAGGCAAAUGUGGGGCCGACCAAGUCCUCGAUGCGGCCGAGGGUGGACAGAACAACGACACCCCGAAUCCCGUAUGCAAGCCAGACGACGACAAGAAGUGUCCAGCCGGUAAAAACGCAGCGACUCGUCCUCCGAAGAAACGAAACGACAAGAAUUACAAAGCCGAGUGUGCAACCGAUGAAAAGUCCGAUUUUGAGUGCAAAGACAAAGAUACGUAUGAUCACCGGGUGGUGAAGGAUGGCAAAAUCGAACACAGCUGUCGAGCAACGCGUGACAAGAAGAAAAAACAGAAAGAGAAAGCCACCAAGCGCUCUAAAGAAGCGAAAGAUCCAAAGAAGAAAACCGGCGACAAAAUGGACAAGGACAAGAAAGAGCGUGAAAAGAAUACGAGAGACAAGAACCGGCGCACUCGAUCUGGAUUCUGCUUUGCGCUUCUUGGCGGGACCGGCGCAUGGGGAGACAAGGAACUCGAGGACCUAAGCGCCGACGAGAUCGAUGGACUCGUAGAUACGUGGCCUGAUGAUAUGCAAGAUUCACCUGGGUUCAUUCCGGAUUGGGUAGUGAAGAUUGAGCCACACCAAAAAACCCAUUUUGAGGCUGUUGGUGGAGAUAUGAUGAUGGCGGGUGCAUUCCCCCCCUUACUCAGUGUUGUGAGCUCCAUCGUCAAGAUGUCUACUGGCUUCGCAAGGGUCGGUGGGCUUACGGCCACUAGAGUAUACAGAACGAUCAGAACAGGAGCUCGAGGUCCAGCAAAGGCUGUAGCCAAACAGGCAGCAAAGUCAUCUAACACGGUUGGAAAAAUCCUGAAGGACAAGCGAUUUCUUGACUGCCUUUCUGUCGUAGCUUCUACAGCGGGCUCGCUUUCCAGUCGGGACGAGAACAGCAAGAACACGGUUAUUGCCGACGUUGGCGAUAACGACGUCUCAAUCGACUGGUCUCGAAAGGACCCUGGCAUUAAAAUUCAACCUGAGGACGAUAAACAAAUCGUGGUUAAACUCAUGACCGAAGCGAAGAACUUUUUCACGAACAACCAGGACCCUCAACCUUGGGCGGUCACCUAUCCUGAUGCAAUUAUUAGACCCGGCCGUUUGUACUACGAGCAAUGCACGAAUCUUCCAGAUGAUUAUAAGAACCAAGUUAGUGCGAUAGCAGUCGAGGGUGGAUGCUGUAUAGCCUACGCCGACAGCGAUUGCAAGCCAGAGUCGUGGAUGUUCGGUAUGGAAAAUCGAGAAGUUCUGAAGCUCAAGGGUCACCAUAAUGACAACAUUGAGUCGUUUUGGUGCACUUUCUGGAGUGGAUUGGAUGGCGAUGAACUAUGUCAGGGAGCACCGAGGACUGGUAAUGGAGUGGCUGUAUAG